AUGAAUGCUCUUACUUUUUCUGGAGUGUUUCUUCUUCUGCUCUUCAGCCUCUCCAAUGCUGAUGUUUGCACCAAGUUUUCAGAUAUGAACUCUGAGCUUUACCAGUGCAACGUGGAACUUAGUCAACGUUCGAACUCAGCCUGCGAGGGAAACUGCAGGUCUGUACUGGAGCAAUACGCAGAUGAUUGUUUGAGUGGUGCUGCACAAGCCUACAAAGACAGCAUCACUGCUGUGUGUGGUGAUGUUGGGGGAAGCAGUGCUGCAGGAAUUGGGUCCACUACACUGCUCACCACUGUGUCGGCUCUUCUAUUUGCCGUCUACACUGCCAUCAUGUAG
Messenger RNA from Geodia barretti, 336 nucleotides. NCBI's taxonomy places the organism in Eukaryota, Metazoa, Porifera, Demospongiae, Tetractinellida, Geodiidae. The record is from the annotation of a GenBank genome assembly.